AUGGAUAAGAAAGCGAGGGAAUAUGCACAGGGAGCCAUAAAGUUCAUCCAGAAAAGUGGAAGUAAUUUUCUGGCAUGCAAGAACAUAAGGGAGAAGUUAGAGGAAAAGGGGUUCAAGAGAAUCGAGGAAGGAGAUAUAUGGAAUCUGGAAAAAAAUGAAGGAUAUGUAUUCAGUAAACAGAAUAGAAAUAUAUGCAGUUUUUUUAUUGGGAAAAAUUUCAGCAUUCAUAAAGGUUCUAUUCUCAUAUCUAUUGGACAUAUUGAUUCGUGUUGCUUAAAAAUAUCCCCCAAUAAUAAUCUAGUAAGAAGUAAACUAAAUCAAUUAAAUGUUGAAUGCUAUGGUUCUGGAUUGUGGCAUACAUGGUUUGAUCGAAGUUUAGGAUUAUCUGGACAAGUUGUGUAUAAAAAAGGAAAAAAACUCGUGGAAAAGCUCAUUCAGAUUGAUAAAUCCAUUUUAUUUUUACCCAGUCUUGCCAUACAUCUGCAAAAUAGAACCCGAUUCGAAUUCAAUGUCAAAAUUAAUUAUGAGAAUCAUUUGAAACCUAUUUUGUCUACCCUUCUCUAUGACCAACUCGUGAAGGGAAACUCUCCCACAUCUGCCCAACUGGCAGAAGAGGGAAACGUCCAAGAUGUUGAAAAGAAAAACCAAACAGACGACCAACUUAUGAAGAACCGACUAAUGAAAAACGAACCGAUAGAAGAAGGCGAACCAAUAGACACCAAAAUAGUCGAUGGGACAUUGGCCAAGUGUGAUUCUCAUCAAGAAAAUCCAAACGCAUCUCCACUUCUUUACGUUCUAGCAAAAGAAUUGAAGUGUGCAGAAAUGGAUAUUCUGGACUUCGAGCUGUGCCUUAUGGAUGUAAAUGAACCAUGCUUCACAGGGGCGUAUGAAGAAUUUAUCGAGGGUGCCAGAUUCGACAAUCUUCUAGGUUCCUACUGUAUAUUUCAGGGGUUCGCAGAGAUGGUAGAAAAUAUAAAAGCCAGCGACAGGAAACUGACACAAGGGAGUGAUCCAAACGGGAGUGCACCCAAUGGAAGUGGGCACACAAAUGUACAUCCAGAUGUGCAACCAGAUGUGCAACCAGAUGUACACAACAACCUGUACAUAUGCAUUGGCUAUGAUCACGAAGAAAUAGGAUCCUUGAGUGAAGUGGGGGCACAAUCGUAUUUUACCCAAAGUUUCAUUAAAAGAAUAUUAAGUGCUCUUUGCAGACAGGAGAAUCCAGAUGGUCUCGCAUCUACCUCCAUCGAUGAACUUUAUGGUAGCCUCAUGAACAGAUCUCUCCUUUUAAGUGUCGAUAUGGCUCACUGCAGUCAUCCAAAUUAUCCAGAAACGGUGCAAACGAAUCACCAACUAUUUUUUCAUGAAGGAAUUGCUAUUAAAUAUAACACAAAUAAGAACUAUGUAACAUCUCCUUAUUACACAUGUCUGCUUAAAAGAACCUUCGAAUUGUUUGCAUCUAAUUAUAAGGAACCUAUAAAGUAUCAAAAUUUUAUGGUAAAAAAUGAUACCCCUUGUGGCAGUACUGUGGGUUCUAUGCUUGCAUCGAACUUGUCAAUGCCUGGUAUUGAUAUUGGCAUACCUCAGCUAGCUAUGCACUCGAUCAGAGAAAUUGCAGCAAUACGUGACAUCUAUUAUCUCAUCAAGGGAGUCUUGGCUUUCUACACGUAUUAUAACCAAGUCCAUGCAGCAUGCGUGCCAGACGCGUAA
Plasmodium gonderi is the source of this 1710-nucleotide messenger RNA. Its product is annotated as M18 aspartyl aminopeptidase. The record is from RefSeq and is a predicted model, not a curated record. Bases 1 to 1710 code for a protein of 569 amino acids. The transcript has a single exon. Gene Ontology annotation, molecular function: zinc ion binding; aminopeptidase activity. Gene Ontology annotation, biological process: proteolysis. NCBI's taxonomy places the organism in Eukaryota, Apicomplexa, Aconoidasida, Haemosporida, Plasmodiidae.